AGGUUGUAAACCUUUUGCUAAUGUCGAACAUAAUGUUAAUCUAAUUUAAUGGAAAACGACCUGAAAUUACAAAUGAUACCCCUGAAUGUUUUGCUAAUUUAAUGAAAAAAUGUUGGGAUUCUGAUCCUUCAAAAAGACCAACUAUAUUUGAAAUAGAUAUGGAAUGGUUUGAUAUAAAUAAAACUAAUAAAACUGAACUUAAUCAAGCUGAAAAAAAAAGAUUAGAAUUAAUACAAUUAAAGAAACUUGGACCUGAAUUUAGUGAAAAACCUCAUCCAAACGCAAUUUUUACAAGUAGAGCAUUAAGUUCAUUGAUUUCUAAAUCUUCUAUAGAUUUUUUUUCAAUUAAUUCAGUUAGUACUAUUAAGCAAGAGUAUAUUACUAAAGAAUAUGAACUUGAUAUAAAUAAAAUUCAAAGAUCAUCCACUCAAAAUAUAAAUUCCUCCGUUCAAGUCACUAAUUCUCAGCAUCAAAAUGUUGAUGGACCUAGUGUAAGUGGGCCAUUAAAUAAUUUGAUUUCAACUGUAACUACAAAUUCUUCAAGAAAGCGAAAUAUUGAAGAAUUAGAGAUUGAAACACAAAAAAGUAAAAAAAAUCGAAAAAGAUAUUAA
Molecule: messenger RNA, 611 nt
Organism: Rhizophagus irregularis DAOM 181602=DAOM 197198
Lineage: Eukaryota; Fungi; Glomeromycota; Glomeromycetes; Glomerales; Glomeraceae
Biological process (GO): protein phosphorylation; signal transduction
Cellular component (GO): cytoplasm
Molecular function (GO): protein kinase activity; ATP binding
Source: RefSeq, a predicted model, not a curated record